Messenger RNA from Eucalyptus grandis, 1499 nucleotides. RefSeq names its product probable mitochondrial import inner membrane translocase subunit TIM21. The record is from RefSeq and is a predicted model, not a curated record. Gene Ontology annotation, biological process: protein import into mitochondrial matrix. Gene Ontology annotation, cellular component: TIM23 mitochondrial import inner membrane translocase complex. Lineage: Eukaryota; Viridiplantae; Streptophyta; Magnoliopsida; Myrtales; Myrtaceae. The transcript has 8 exons. The coding region runs from base 235 to 1158 and encodes 307 amino acids.
GUAUAUGCACAAAACCUCAACUCGUGGGGACUGGGGUUGGGUUUUACAGUCCCCCUUCCUCCUCCUCCUUCUCCUUCCCCCUCGUCGAUUCCUGCAAUUUUCUUUUUUCUUGCCCUUCUGGGUUGGAAUCUCUUGAGUCCGAGUCAACCCAUUCUUCUGAAAACCCUAAUUCGAUCCAGAAGAAGGUCGUGGCAGAAGAAAGCGACGAGCGAGCGACUGAUAUCCGGAGUUACGAUGCAGCGUGUGAAGAGAUCGGCCGCGUCUCUCAACGUUCGAUGGACCGGUUUGAUGGGACUGCGGAAUGGGUUCUCUCUUCUCUCGGAGCUCAAGCGUUCGAGUUCGGUCUCCGAGGCCGGCCUGUCUUCGGCCUCCUCGGCGGUCGCCGCGAGCAACCGCAGCAAUCCGGCGGAAUCCGUUGUAUUUAAGUCACGUUAUGUGAGAAGUACGUCUCAUGCUGAACCUAUGACUAAGGAGAUACUCGGGGCCAAAGGAUUGCAUGUGCCCUUAAGAGUGCUCCACAAUAGGAAAGGUAUAAGGCUAUCCCCAUUACAGCUCCUGUAUACAGGAGCCAAUGUAGAUAGUAGAAUUUAUUCGUUAUCCAGAUCCUUUGCUUCCAGAUCUUCAGAGAAAAAGGGAGAGACUGCAUCAGAGACUAAGAAGGAUGUAUCUACAAUUGAAGAUCCCUUUGAUGCUCCUACCUAUAACAUACCUGAAAAACCUGUCACGUUUGUAGAGGGGGCUUCAUACAGUCUCAUUAUUCUUGCGGGGCUUGGCGUUGCAGCUGCUGCAGCAUAUGGUGUUUUCAAUGAGCUCAUAUUCCAACCAAAAGAAUACAAGAUUUUCAACAUGGCUCUGAAAAGGAUUCAAGAUGACAGUCAGGUUAGGAUAAGGAUUGGAUCUCCAAUUACUGGAUAUGGUCAAGAAAGUAGGAAUCGAGCUGCACGCCAACGUAUUCCACACAGGGCCUGGACUGAUGAAGAUGGUGUAGAGCAUAUUGAGGUCAAUUUCUAUAUUCGUGGGCCCCAUGGAGCUGGAAAAGUUUUUUGUCGAAUGUUUAAAGACAAAGUGGAGAAGCAGUGGAAGUUCACAAGUUUGAUUGUCCAAAUCAUGUCACCUUCCCCUGCACAAUUGUUAUUGGAGUCCUAUGUGCCAGCUUAAAUAAUCUGAAGGAGUCAUUUGACCGAGAUAAAGCUCUCUUCUGCCUUAUUUAUUGCGGAGUAGAUCUCAGACCAAGUUAAGUUAAAGGUAUUUUUUAGGGUAGUAAAAUUGUUGUUUCUUUUUUCUUUCUCAUUUUCAUGUUUUGAUAUCAUGGGCAAGAGCUCGAGGGGAGUUUCGUAGCAUCUCCUUUUUGGUUUUGUUUUUGUUUUUAAAAAUUUUCUUUUCCUAUUUUUGAUCUGAUAAGGAAACUCCUUUCAAUUUCUUCAUAAUGAAUGUGGUUCUUCUGCUGAUUCAAUCACACUGUAGAUGCUUCUACAAUGCAGGCAUGGAGGUUUUACUUA